This is a messenger RNA of Daphnia magna, 740 nucleotides long. Its product is annotated as 28S ribosomal protein S33, mitochondrial-like. The coding region runs from base 156 to 503 and encodes 115 amino acids. The record is from RefSeq and is a predicted model, not a curated record. The transcript is spliced from 5 exons. Lineage: Eukaryota; Metazoa; Arthropoda; Branchiopoda; Diplostraca; Daphniidae. Gene Ontology annotation, cellular component: mitochondrion.
UAGGAGGUAUCGAGUUUACAGGCCUUAAGCAUUAAGUAGGCCUUGGCUAGUUCAUAAACAAAUGUAACACAAUUUGCUCGUGGUUUUCGCCGGCUAAGAUGUCCUUCUGAUUUGGUCCGAAUUAUCUUUAAUUGACAACAUUAGUGUCCAUUAAGAUGGCUUCAAAAUUCUACAACUAUAUAAAAUUAGUACAAACUGCAACACCAUAUGCUAAGCGGAUCGAACAACUAAGCUCAAGAAUAUUUGGUGAAGUGGCUAGACCAACAUCUGCAAAAUCGUUGAAGGUUGUUGAUAUGUUUAGUUCUCAACCCACUGAACAACGACCAGACAUAAAGAACUACUACCCCCGCCAUGUUGAGAUCCAUGUUUUGAUGAGAAAUCUACGGAAUUAUGGUUUAUUCAGAGAUGAGCAUCAGGACUUCAAAGAAGAAAUCACACGUCUUCGUGAAUUGCGAGGUAAAGGAAAACCCAAGAAAGGUGAAGGCAAACGAUCGAAGAAGUGAUCGACGUGUAAAGGGAACAGGAAGCAAUGAACCCUGAUUUGAAGUUUUGGUACGCUUCGCGUUAUCACGAGAUGGCUUCAUGCGGAAGAAUGGCUAACUAAAAAGUCUCGUACGUAAAAAUUUAGCAUCAAACAGCAGUUGCAUUUAGGAAACAGUUUUGCCUUUGUGGCAAAUUAGUGAACAAUAAUGCUAUUACCCUUCGAAAUUCGGUUGGCAAUAGACCUUUCCUAAAAUCAA